AUGUCUGACACCGGCCGUAAAGAUUUCACAACUAAGGCAAAGGAGGAGCUCACUCCUGAUUCCACCAAGUCCACCCAGGAGCAGGUCAAGGAGACUGUCACCGAUGCCGGCGAUCGUGUUGCUCGUGGCCUCCAGACCGAUGAGAGCAAGGGUGCUGGCCAGGAGGCUUUCGAUAAGACCCAACGUGCCAGUGACAACCACGCCCAUGGCGGUGCCACCAGUUCCAUUGGUGACAAGGUCAAGAAUGCUCUCGGACUCGGAGGCAACUAG
This is a messenger RNA of Penicillium paradoxum, 270 nucleotides long. RefSeq names its product heat shock 9/12 family protein. The record is from RefSeq and is a predicted model, not a curated record. The transcript has 3 exons. Lineage: Eukaryota; Fungi; Ascomycota; Eurotiomycetes; Eurotiales; Aspergillaceae. The coding region runs from base 1 to 270 and encodes 89 amino acids.